AAUUUAUAUGUUUUAUUUGUCGCAGAGUUUUCUAUUAAAAAUUUUUGUACUUUCCUCCGUGAUUGAAAAUUGUUGUUAAUUAAUCUAAUUGAAAAAUAGAAUGUACAGUGAAACUAAUUAAUCUACUGAUAUUACGGCUUAAGAAAUAGUUGGAUCAAACGAAAAUUAUAAGAAAACGCGAAAAUGUCGUUUCCAUCUCAACCAUUACCAAAUGGACUUCCAGCGGCAACUCAAUUAGAUUCAUACAACAAAUUUCAACCUCCAUCAAUCACUGGACAAUAUCAGCCGCAGCCACCAAUGACUCAUCAAAUGCAAAAUAAGCUGCCGCCCCAUCAGCAACUGCCACCACAAAAUCAAGCGCAACAAUUCAACUCUCAAUAUAUACAACAACAGUUUCCGCAAAAUCGCCAACAAUCGUUAUUGGUGAAUGGUGGAAGCAAUUCGUCCUCUCGGACCGCAUCACCGGCACUUAAUCAAUCCAUAAAUUCUGCGCAUUUACCACCGAGCCAACCAUCUAAGCAAUUCGUCGGUUCGUCGCAGAUGUCUAGUCAAAAUCAGCAUUUGUUUCCACCAUCUCAGCCGGGAUCGUUACAUGGAUCGACACAAAAUUUAUCCGGUCAGAAUGUGGCGAAUCCGAACGUAGCUAAUUUAGCAACGAACAUGCAGAAUAUGAACAUAACGAACGGUCAGCAUAGUGGAAAUGUAGCAACGAAUCCCUAUGCACCAAAUCUAGUGAACGGAAAUGUAAAUCCUCUCAAUGCGUCGCGAAUGCCACCAAAAAUUAAUUCCGAAUUUCCGGUAAAUGGUUCGUCGAAUCAACAACCCUUGGGUCCUACCAUGCAAAAGCCGCCAAAUUUACAAUAUCAUCAAAACAUCAAUGGACAAAUGCCGCCACAGCAACUUCAAAAGCAACAAUAUCCAUCGAUGCCGCCGUUGAAUAAUCAUUUGAAUCAGGCCACACCACCCAACUCGAACAUUCAAACUCCGCCGCAGCAACCAUACAGUCAAUCUCAUACGAAUCAAAUGAUUCCGCCUGGUCCAGCAGCAACUCAGACCCAGUAUCCCAAUCAAUUUCCGAAUAACAAUCAACCGAACGCUGCUCCACCACUCUAUCCACCAACAACUAAUUCAGCAGCGGGACCACCUUUAACUAACGCAAAUAAAAGGCCCAUGUAUCCACCUCAGACAUCAGCUCCACCAAUGCAACAGCAACAUCAACAACAACCACAACAACAGAGACAACAGCCACCUCCGAUGCAAAAUGCCUAUCCGUCGCAGCAAAGCAACGUGUUUACCGGUCAAACAAACAAUGCUCCGAUUCAAUAUCAAAAUGCCAAGCAAUCGAAUUAUCCUCAGAAUCCGAUGGGUGUGACGCAGCAAGGAUUCAAUAAAAUGUGGGGACAUGAGACUGUUGAUCUAAUGCAACAGCGUCACAUUCUCCCAACAUCAAAGGUUGUUCCACCAGCUAUUGAACUAGGCCACGAAUUUUACGAGUCAGUCAACUGUAGUUCAGACAUUUUACGGUGCACCAUCACCAAAAUUCCGGAAAGCAACAGUCUGCUACAGAAGUCCAGGCUUCCAUUGGGAAUUUUGAUUCAUCCGUUCAGAGAUUUAAAUAAUUUGCCUGUGAUUCAGUGUUCCACUAUUGUUCGGUGCCGAGCUUGUAGGACCUACAUUAAUCCAUUCGUUUCGUUUGUGGACAGUAAAAAAUGGAGAUGCAAUUUGUGUUAUCGUGUCAAUGAGUUACCAGAUGAAUUUCAAUACGAUCCGGUUAGCAAAUCAUAUGGAGACGUAACUAGAAGGCCUGAAGUGAAAUCGAGCACCAUUGAAUUCAUUGCCCCAUCCGAAUAUAUGCUACGACCGCCUCAACCGGCCAUAUAUCUGUUCUUAUUGGACGUAUCACAAAUAGCCCAACAAUCCGGUUACUUGGAUGUUGUCUGCCAGCAAUUAGCCGAUCAUCUUGAAGAUUUACCUGGCGAUGCUCGCGCCCAAGUCGGAUUCAUUGCGUACAACAGUGCGGUGCAUUUCUAUUCGAUUGCCGAGGGAUUCAAUCAACCGCACGAAAUUACCGUUGUCGAUAUUGAAGAUCCGUUUUUACCUUGCCCGGAUAAUUUGUUGAUCAAUUUGAAUGAAUGCAAGGAAUUGAUAAAAGAUUUACUGUGUCAAUUGCCGAAACGGUUUGCCAAUUCGUAUGACUCUAAUUCAGCCCUCGGAGCAGCGCUACAAAUCGCUUAUAAAUUGAUGCAUCAACCUGGCGGUAGAGUUACAGUUUUUCAAACUUGUUUGCCAAACGUAGGACCGGGAGCUUUAAAAUCUAGGGAAAAUCCAAACGAUCGAUCAGCCAAAGAAAUUCAACAUUUAGGACCAGCAACUGACUUUUAUAAACGUUUAGCCCUCGAAUGUUCCGGACAACAAAUAGCCGUUGAUGUUUUCUUGCUCAACAGUCAGUAUAGUGAUCUAGCAACGAUAUCUGGAAUCAGUAAAUUCAGUGGUGGAUGCCUACAUCAUUUCCCGCUUUUCAAUAGCUCCAAGACCCAACAAGUAGAGCAAUUCAAAAAAUGUCUAGAACGUUACCUCACCCGCAAAAUUGGAUUCGAAUCAGUUAUGCGAGUUCGAUGUACUCGUGGCUUGGCAAUACAUACAUUCCAUGGAAAUUUCUUCGUUCGAUCGACUGAUCUGCUAUCUCUCCCGAAUGUGAAUCCAGACGCCGGUUUCGGCAUGCAAAUAUCGUACGAGGAGAGUCUUACCGACACAAAGACUGUGUGCUUUCAAGCUGCCUUACUGUAUACCAGUAGUAAAGGUGAACGCCGCAUCCGAGUUCAUACUCUCUGUCUACCCGUCACUUCAAGUCUGUCGGACGUUAUGCAUUCAGCUGAUUGUCAAGCGAUUAUCGGACUCAUUUCAAAAAUGGCAGUGGAUCGAUCGCUGCAAACUAGCAUAACGGACGCUCGGGAUGCAUUCAUAAAUGCUUCAGUGGAUGUGUUUAGUGCGUUUAGAGUGGCACAGAAUUUACCGACUGGUUCUCAAGGCCAAUUGAUAGCACCAACCAAUCUGUCAUUGUUACCUUUAUACAUGUUGGCGCUGUUGAAACAUAUAGCUUUCCGUACCGGUACCAGUACUCGUUUAGAUGAUCGUGUAUUCGCUAUGUGCGAACUGAAAACUAUGCCUUUGGAUCAAUUGAUUCGGAACAUUUAUCCGGAUUUCUAUCAUUUGGACAAUUUGUUUUAUCAAGCAACUGAUGACAACGAAGAAAAUAAAUACGAUCCACCACUGCUGCAAUUGUCGGCUGAAAGACUUGACUCACGGUCAGUGUUCAUGUUGGAUACUGGAUUACAAAUACUUAUUCUUGUUGGAACGAAUGUGCCUCCUAGUAUUUUGAAAAAUGUAUUUGGAAUAUCGUCAGUUAACGAAAUACCAGACCAAUGUUACGAUCUACCAACAACUGGAACGCCGGAAAAUGAAGCCUUACACACAUUUAUUGAAGCGAUUAGCGUAGAUAAACCAUACACGGCGACAAUACAAAUUAUUAGAGACAGUAGUCCGUUUAGAACAACGUUCACCGAAAAGCUCGUCGAUGACCGAUCCGAAAGUAGUUUAUCGUAUUAUGAGUUUAUACAGCAUUUACGUUCGCAGGUGAAGUAGGAUGACUAGUCCGUGACGUUUUUAUGUUUUUAUUAUAUUUUUUUUGUCGAACCCAAAAUGAACAGCGACCAUGUAUAAAUAUCAAAAUGAUUCGAUUUGAAUAAUGUACUUGUAUUUGUUGUGGAUCAUAUAAAGUAAAAAUUCAAAAUAAAGAAACCGAAGAAGAAGAAGGAAAUAAAUAAAUUACAAAAAAACUAAAAGUGUUAAUGGAAAUGAAUCAAAUGCGAUUCGAGUGCUUUUAAUCGAAUUGAAAUUAUGUUUAAAACAAAAUCCCAUUAAUCCAAUUGUGUAGACAUUUUUCAUUUCUAAAUUAUUUCCCUUUUUUAUUUCCCCAAUUUAAUAUCACUUUUUUGUAGCCGAAACUUAAUUCUCUGUCGAUUAAGAAAAUUGUGAACUGAAAUAAAUUAUUAAAUUCAAACAUCGGCUGAAAUCAUCUAUAAAAUAUUCAUUUCAAAUUUGUAAACGUUUCAUAUGUUAUCGUAUUUAAGUCACACGUAUAAACAGAAUGGAAGCAUUGAAAACUGAAAACGAAAAUAUUCAAAAAUUGAAACUAAAAACAAACUUUUUAAAUGAAAAAAGUAGCAAAUAAAGGAAUGGAUUGUAUUGAGAUAAUAAAUAUAAAAAAAGAAAAUAAAAAUAAAAAAACACUUUGUAUAGGGAAUAGGAAAAUAUAAAUAAAAGAAAUCGAGAAGAAGAAGAAGAUAAAUAAAAUAAUUGGAAAACGAGAAUGACCACAGAACAUUACGCACUGCUGGUAUAUUGUGAUUGCGAAUACUGUUAUUUUACUGAUAUAGUAAAUAAAAAAUCAAGAAAAUCUUUAUGAUAAUAAUUAAAAA
Bradysia coprophila is the source of this 4478-nucleotide messenger RNA. RefSeq names its product Protein transport protein Sec24AB (gene Sec24AB). Gene Ontology annotation, cellular component: endoplasmic reticulum exit site; COPII vesicle coat. Gene Ontology annotation, biological process: COPII-coated vesicle cargo loading; intracellular protein transport; endoplasmic reticulum to Golgi vesicle-mediated transport. NCBI's taxonomy places the organism in Eukaryota, Metazoa, Arthropoda, Insecta, Diptera, Sciaridae. Gene Ontology annotation, molecular function: zinc ion binding; SNARE binding. The record is from RefSeq and is a predicted model, not a curated record.